AUUUUAGAUGCGUCGUCGCGAGCUGGUGUCACAAACUGGGUGUUGUGUGCUUUAACACGUUGUUACAACAAAACGUGCCUGGCUCUGCUUGCGCUGCCCAGAAACACAGCCGUGCUGGUGGAAGUAUUUUUGGGAGCACUUUAGCAGAGACAUCAGCUGACGUGUCUGCAGAAACAUACUUCACCACCCGCCGCACAUGCUCGCGCGAGUCGCGCCACACAUAUUUGUGUGUUCCGCACACACACACGCCCGCACACCGUUUCUACAAAUACACUCACAGCUCAACAGUAGUAGGUUCCGUGAGUGCCAGCAGCAGAAAGGCUCUCCCCCUCCUGCCUUCCUCACUCUCACAUCAUUUCCGUCCAUCUCUGCCUUGUUUUCUUGCUCGUGCAGUUUCCAGAGCUUCUUUGAUGUUUUCUUCAGUCAGUCUAUGAAGCGAAAAAGCGUCGCUCUUACCCCUCUUUCUCGGUCGGAUAUAACCUCUCACUCUGCCUCCUACCGGGUCCGGGUUUCCUAUGCGUCUUCUCCCCGUGACUGAGGGGAGCAGGGACUCGGUUCUCCCCUCUUCCUCCCACUUCCUAACGCCGGGAUAAUGUUCUAUUUCCAGCUGGUGAUCAUGGCUGGGACGGUGCUGCUGGCUUACUACUUCGAGUACACGGACACCUUCCCCGUCCACAUCCAGGGCUUCUUCUGCUACGACAAGAGCUUCUCUAAGCCCUACCCCGGUCCGGACGACGCCAGCAAAAUCCCGCCGGUGCUCAUCUACUCGCUCGUGACAGCCGUCCCCACGGUCACGAUCCUUGUUGGGGAACUUUGUGCGUUCUUCACCAAGGCAGAGGGAACCCAGGAAAAGACCAUAGUCACCGCAGACUGCUGCUACUUCAACCCCCUGCUCAGGCGCAUCGUACGCUUCUUAGGAGUGUACGCCUUCGGCUUGUUCACCACUGCCAUUUUCGCCAACGCCGGCCAGGUGGUGACAGGAAACCAGACACCUCAUUUCCUGUCCGCCUGCCGACCAAACUACACAGCGUUGGGCUGCCAGUCGACCAUGCAGUACAUCACCGAGCGCCGCGCCUGCACGGGCAACCCGCUGAUUGUCAUGUCUGCGCGUAAAUCCUUCCCGUCUAAGGACGCGGCGCUCAGCGUGUACUCUGCCUUGUACACAGUGAUGUACGUGACACUGGUGUUUAAAACCAAAGGCACCCGGCUCACCAAGCCCACCAUCAGCCUCACUCUGCUGUGCCUGGCUGUGCUGGUGGGAGUGGUGAGGGUCACAGAGUACCGCAACCACUGGGCUGAUGUGUUGGCUGGAUUCUUCACCGGUGGCGCCAUCGCUGUGUUCUUGGUAACUUGUGUCAUUAACAACUUCCAACAGUUUCAGCCAAGCCCGCCUCCGCUGCGACCCCAACGUCCUGAAUCCAUGCUGGGCAUGCCCAUGGUGACACUGCCUUGUGUGGAAAGUCCACUUGAAAAGUUAAGUGGCCCUCAGAACAUGCUGCUGACAUUUGGGUGUACUGCGUGCGGUCCAUCUCGAGCAAAGCACACUCGGCAGAAACAACCGAGAAAAACAGACCGGAGGGAAAAAGCACAGAACCUUUCAGACGCCUGUCUUCUUUAGAGCUUCUUUUUUCCACACUUAGAUGGGUGAAAUUUUACCAAAUUCUAAUGGAAAAAGUAUCAGAGUUGCUGACCGCAGCUAAAUUAAUGUUGUUGUUUUUUUUGUUAUUGUUGUUCCUACAUGCUGUAUGAGAUUCUUGUUUGUUUGGUGUUCCUCUGGAUUUGGGAACAUUGUUUUUGCCAGGGGGAAAAAAAGUAUAUUUUUUUUUCUACGGAUCGCCCCUGCAGCGUAGCUCUUCUGACUGAUUCUGAAGACUUUAUGUUCACUGAUCUGUAUAUAAGACGUAGAUGCCAUAAGCGCCACUUGCGGUGAGACAGUUUUGCUGAAUUUGAUUUGCACACUCUGCCCCUUCAUCUCCAUUCAGCUCCCGUCCUAGACACGGUGCCAUCAUUGUUCUGUGAAAGGGUUCCCCCUGCUGGAUGGCCCGUGCAAAAGCACACUAAGGAACAAAGGGGAAAAACAACAACAACUUCUCAACAUGUUGUCAUAUUACAGCGUUAAAUGUAUUUUACUAGGAUUUUAUUGAUGAUAGACCAACACAAUGCAUCGGAAAGAAAAUACUUAUCAAAAUUUUCCUGAAAAAAAUAAUUAAAACCUAAAUUUAUACCCUUUAUUGCACCCCCUUUAUUCUGACUGAUUCAAAAUAAAUCCAGUUUAAUCAGUUUCUUUAAUGAGAUUAUUAGUGAUUGAACAGAAUUGAAGGAGGUUGACUUGAUAUCUGGCAAUGAUUUAUAUCAAAGCAUAUUCACAUUUAAAAAUGGCCUAGUCAAAGUCUAGGCCAAAAUCCUCUUCAUAAUUCCAAGCUGUUCAGAGCUGGUGGACUGCGUUGUAAAACCCUCGACAUGAAAGGUGGUUCUAGAAAGUUCUGCCUCGGGAAGGCAAGAAGGAGAAUGAAAAUCAAUGCCCUACACACUUUUAAGAUUCUCAUUCAAGUAUCAUUUUCCCUCCACAAAUAUGCACAACAUAGUUUUGGUCCAUCAUGUAAACUAACCAAUAAUAUGCAUCUGCAUUGGGAGGUUUGAUAAAAUGUUGAGAAGUUUUAAGGCACGUUUUGGAACGUCACUGCACUCUAAAGCACACAAAUGCAUAACGAGGUGUUGCCAUGCCCGCGCUUCUCUAGUCUACACCCACUUUCUAACCCUGGAUCUUCUGUGUAUGAUACUGUAAAUAGAGACAUUUUUGUACUUGGCAGCAGAAUUUUUACUAAUUUCACUUCAUGUUGAUAUUGGGUUGAAUUGUGUGGAUUUUUAAAAUUUAUUUUGAUGGGGAACGUGGAUUCUGACUUUGCAACGCCGAACAGGUUGAGAAAUGUUUAAAUGCCUCGCCCUUCGUAUCCGGCUGUAACUAACCAAUGGGAGAGUCUCCUGGGAGUUUCUGUGGGAUCACACUGUUUUAUUGUUCUGGCUAAAUCAAAGUACACGAGAUCUAAAGUUUACUAAAAAAAAAAAAAAAAUGCAAUAAUAAUUGGAAAGAAAAUGUUUUGAAACUGAAAAUAAAGAUUUGAAAAAAAAAAAAAAAGAAGAAGACUUUGAAUCUGAAAAGUAGAUACGAACGUUUUUCGGUUUGUUUCAAAUAUUUUAUUUUGGUUUUAAAAUAGGUUUUCAGCUUCAAAUCUUUUUGUUUCUGCCGUUUCAAUUAGUCAUUCUUUUGAACAAACUUCAUGGGAAGUUUUCCUCUGGGAUAAUAUGACAUAUAACGAAGCCCUGUAAACACGUCGGGAGAGAUUUUGAUGCUAAAAGCGGUGAUACAUGCUAGUGAAUCCUGAGGCUGUACUUAGAUUUGUCUAUGACUGUGUUAGCAAACAAAUUUGGAUUUUUCAUGACCGUAAACUGCAAAGUUUUUCAGUUGUAAAGUCCCAUUUUAGGCUACUGAUCGAACACGUGGUUUUAUUUCACCACUAACAAAUGCAUGAUGUCGGCCUCAUACUAUAACUGCCUGAAGUUAUAUUUAGGCCAAAUUGAGAUAUCUGUGUAAUAUUGUUCUCCUCACACUGCUGCAUCACCUCAGCCUAUCAGAACACUUGUUACCGUCCAAAACUCCUGUUUUUUCAGUUCCAACAUUCAUUCAUUCAUCUCUCUCCCGUUUUCCAAAAACACUCAAAUAUGGCUUUGACAAUUAUGCUACGAGGUUAGCGGUGAGUAUCAUGAACAUUUCAACUUCUCACAUGGUUUAUUGUGAAUGUAAAGCUCUUCAGUAUAAAAGGAAUUUCUCAGAAGCAAAACAUGCAUCAUUAGCUGUUUUUCCAUUGGCCAAAUACCCGACAUAUCAAAAAUAAAUUUGCUCAACAGAAACAUGCCAAUUUUAACCAACUGUGGUUUUUGUGGCCAGUUUUUUUUUUUUUUCAAUUGUGAUAUAAUGUUUUUAUGUUACCAUUUAUGACAGAAACUGCAUAUGCGUUAACCUUAAAAUUUUGUGAAUUGGAGUCACAAAAAUAAACUAGCUUAAUGGAAACACAACAAUUUCGAAAAAAACCUUUUUCUUGUAUUAGAAGUUUUGAAGUUAGGAUGAGGCGGGGGGGUUUUGGCCAUAUCGAAAUUGGUUUAUUUUGCAAAACUGUGAUGGAAACACCUUUUUCACAUCAUAUGAGUCACUGGAUCAACAACCAGAUGUUGCCACUGGCACAAACCACAAAGAAGACGACGACAGGAAGUAGUUGGAGGAUGGUGGCGCAGGAGUUUUUCAAAUCACUUAUUGGUUGAACAGUUUUAUUCACAUGUGAUUUUAACUGCAUUUUCUAUUUAAUGAAAACAUUGCAAUUGAGAAAUUGUGGAGGGGUUUACAUUAGAGGAGUAUUGAUAAAGUUAUGCGCACAUUUGUAAUGGAAAAGCAGCAAUUUCCUGGGAUUCACAAGCUUACGCUCAUAGAAAACAAAAGCUUUCCAAAUCAGUGUUCUCUCUUUUCAGUCUUUGAACGGACAACCAUCCACAAGACAAACUUUCUGGACUCUUUCCCUCUGCUGAUAUUUACCUGUUUGUCUGAGCCGAAAUGAAAAAAUAAUCCUCCAAAGUCCAGAUGAGAAGUUUGGUCAGAUGUGUUCUCCCUCCGCCGUGUCUGUAUUUUCUGUCCUUAUUUUUCCUCUGCCAAGCCCCACUGAAGCAGAAAUAAUCUCCAUGGAGACGUGUAAUAACUCUGGUGGGUAUACGUUCCCCGCUUCGAGUUCAGCGCGUGAGCAGCUUCUCUUGUCGAUCUUCAGAUGUGCCGUCGGCGACGCGGUGCUCCACGUCUGUGCCCCUAAAGAGGUUCAAACGGCGGCACCCCAGAAGUCAAACGACCCUCAUGAAGAUGCAGAUUUCUCUUUUUGUUCAGCUUGUCAGCCGCAUCGCUUCGCUUCCCCUGUAAACUCUUCGGCGAACUCGUUGGAAAUCAAAGAACAAAACACGCCGAGGUUGACUGAUAUGUGAACAAAACAAAACAAAAAAACCCCACUCGUCUCCUUCAGAUCCGCAGCUCUGAGGAACGGCCACGUUCCCUUUGAUCCCGUUGCUGCAAACCUUCUGUUUUUGUAAUGAUUUGUGUGAAGAGAACA
Molecule: messenger RNA, 5144 nt
Organism: Gambusia affinis (western mosquitofish)
Lineage: Eukaryota; Metazoa; Chordata; Actinopteri; Cyprinodontiformes; Poeciliidae
Gene: plppr2a
Product: phospholipid phosphatase related 2a
Exons: 6
Coding region: 593-1618 (341 amino acids)
Biological process (GO): phospholipid metabolic process; phospholipid dephosphorylation; signal transduction
Molecular function (GO): phosphatidate phosphatase activity
Source: RefSeq, a predicted model, not a curated record